This is a messenger RNA of Mesorhabditis spiculigera, 681 nucleotides long. The record is from the annotation of a GenBank genome assembly. NCBI's taxonomy places the organism in Eukaryota, Metazoa, Nematoda, Chromadorea, Rhabditida, Rhabditidae.
AUGUUUCACUACGCCGCUACAAAUUCAGAGCUCAAAAAGGCUCUAACCGAACUGGAGAAAAUCCCCAUAACUCGGCAAAUCCAAGGAGCCAUUAAAUUUCAUCUGAAAGGUGUUAUUCCGGAUGCCGAGCUACACCUAUAUUCCUAUGAAAAUGCGGUCUCAAAAUAUUGGGUGGUCGUGAAGCCGCUGCUGGAUUUUUAUCAUAUCUACGCCGCUUCUCGUGGGACCGUUGAUGGAGAAGAGGUGGACAAAUUUGUAUCGCAGAUACUAGCGGCCGGACAUGGCAUCCAAGCCAUCUGCUCUGCCAAAAACGGAAAAGCCAUUGGGGUCCCGGAAAUUAUUUUUGUGUAUGAUAAGAUCCGAGAAGAAGAUUUGGAUAUUAUUUUGAGCGUUUGGCAAUUUGGUCUGGAAGCUACUAAAGAAUUGAUACGGUUACGCGCUAAAUAUUUACCUACCGUAGCAAUUCGUACAUAUUCUGGGAAAUUAGCUGCGUUUGCCAUGGCUAGGGAAGAGGGCUCUAUAAUCGGUGUCAACGUACUGCCGGAGUAUCGUGGAAAGAGAUUACGCGAUGCUCUUUUCGCAAAAAUCUCCCACGAAAUUUACGAGAAAUUUCAAAUUUUGCCAAUUUGGGGUACGGAGACGUACAAUGAUACGAUGAUCAGAUGGGCCCCGGAAGUCGCU